AUGGACACCAAUACAAAGCUUGAUAAUGCAUUUGGAAUUGAUGUGGGUAAAAAAUUUAUACUUGGCGGCUCUUAUGGACUUCAGAAGGCUCUUUAUUAUGUGGGAAAGGUGAACAAAUUGCCAAACUGUGAUGACAACAUUAAGGGGAUAAUUAAAAGCAAGCUCGAGAAGAUAAAAACCAUGCUUAAUGAUUCUGGCGCGAAAAUUCCCAUUAAUGCUUCUAUUCGGACUUCAGUUGCAGUGCAAGAUGAGAUCACAAAGAAUGUUACACGUAUUGACGCCUAUGUUAAACACGGAAACGGUGGAAAAGCCAGCAAUGAGGUGGAUUCCGACUCGCAAUCAGUUGAAGUGGUUGAAAAACCACCAAAGAAAAAGUCCAAAAGGUCAGAAAAUCAGCCUCAGAAGAAGUUAAAGGGCACUCGUGAAGAUGCCUCCCAACAAAACUCUCUCUAG
Melampsora larici-populina 98AG31 is the source of this 453-nucleotide messenger RNA. RefSeq lists its product as uncharacterized. NCBI's taxonomy places the organism in Eukaryota, Fungi, Basidiomycota, Pucciniomycetes, Pucciniales, Melampsoraceae. The transcript has 4 exons. The record is from RefSeq and is a predicted model, not a curated record. The coding region runs from base 1 to 453 and encodes 150 amino acids.